AACAGCGCGCCUCGAGUCCCAUGAUGACAGAAAUUCUCCGUUAGACAUUUCUCCCGACACUGGGGCCGCAGAGCCGGAUAGCGCGUCGAGCGAUGACGGCCCCUCAAAGGGCUGUAUAAAGGUCUCAAAUGGACGCGCAUCACUCCGACCGCCCCUACUCGGACCACCAGCACGCGGCUCUGCACGUCGCACAAACGAGUACGAACUUUGACGAAACCACGACCAGCGGAAGGAGAGAUGGCGUCCCCGGACUUGGAAAAGGCGGCGAGGUCGUCCUCGCGAAUCUCCGGCGAAAAGGCCCACGAGUCGCAUAUAGAACAGACUGCAUCCGACAAGGAGGCGAAGGUGCACACCGAGGUGUUUAACGCCGAUGUCGAUAUUUCCGGCGUGGACGAGCGCAAGCUCAUGAGAAAGCUCGACCUCCAUCUCGUCCCGUGGUUGUCGUUCCUGUACCUCCUCAGCUUCUUGGAUCGCACGAGCAUUGGGAAUGCUAAGCUGUAUGGCAUGGAAAAGGAUCUGCACAUUACCGACCAGCAGUACUUGAUCGCACUCACGCUAUUCUUCUUCCCAUAUGCCCUCUUUGAGGUGCCGUCCAAUAUCUUCCUGAAAAGACUGCGACCGUCAGUAUGGCUCUCCUUCCUGAUGUUCGGAUGGGGGAUCAUGAUGACCAUACAAGGCCUUGUCCAUAACUAUGGCGGGCUCCUCGGAAUGCGAUGGCUGCUCGGCACAUUCGAGGCUGGGCUGUUCCCUGGUGUCAACUACUACCUCUCAUGUUGGUACAAACGCUCUGAGUUCGGCUUACGCUCCGCCAUCUUCUUCUCCGCCGCGACGGUCUCCGGCGCGUUCGGCGGUCUGCUUGCGGCUGCGAUCGCGAACAUGGACGGCGUAGGCGGUAAGCCCGCCUGGGCGUGGAUCUUCAUCAUCGAAGGCCUCGUGACUGUCGUUGCGGGCGGGGUAUCGUACUGGAUCAUCCAGGACUUCCCGGACAAUGCGCGCUUCCUGACCGAGGCGGAGCGCACGGUCGUCGUGCGCCGCCUCCAGUCGGACGACCAGUUCAGCGCAGCGGGUGAGAAACUAAAGCUGCGGUAUAUCUGGAAGAGCUUGGGCGAUUGGCAGACGUGGUUGGGCAUGCUGCUGUAUAUGGGAACGGACGGCCCGCUGUAUGCGUUCUCGCUGUUCUUGCCUAGCAUCAUCAGUCAGCUCGGUUACACCGCCACGCCCGCGAACCUCCUGACGGUGCCGGUGUACGUCGCCGCGUGUAUAUGUACCUGCGCGGUGGGCUUCAUUGCAGACAAGCACGGCUGUCGGGACGCGAUAUCCGUUCUCGCCGCACACGCUAACAGUGACCUCUGCAGCUUAUGUCUCGCUGUUGGCGCCGCUGGCUAUAUCAUCCUUAUUGCUUCGCGAAGCGCCGGCGUGUCCUACUUCGCGGUAUACUUAGCGGCGUGUGGAAUCUACUCCAGCAUCCCUAACGUGAUUGCGUGGGUCUCCAACAACGUCGAAGGCUCGUACAAGCGGUCCGUCACGCUCGGCAUGGUGAUUUCCUUCGGGAACAUCAACGGUGCGGUGUCGUCGAAUGUCUACCGCGCGAACCAAACGCCAUGGUACACGCUCGGGCACGGCAUCGUGCUGGCGUACAUCGGAAUUGGGCUCAUCUGCUCCAUCACGUACAUCUUGCUUCUCAGGCGCGAGAACGCACGGCGGGACCGGGGUGAGCGCGACGAGAUCAUCGAGGGCGUGAACGACGGGGACAAGCACCUCGCGCGGAACGGCACCUUUGCAAGCGUUGCGGAUGCGAAACGCGAGAAGGGCGAUCAGUGGAGCGGGUACCGAUACCGGUUGUAGAAGGCGGGUGGCCGCGAUCUUGUUGGUAUUGCUAUGAUGUAUUGUAUGUGUGUAUCGCGACGACGUAUUCUCUGUACUCUUACCUCUCGAAUUGUAAUGAUACUCGCUGCAUCACGUGUCCGAUGUCAGCUCCUGUCAGCUGCAGGUAAAUGAAUCCGCCGUUUAUCGCCGCAGAUAUGACCUUGAGACGAACAGUCUGACGCCUGUUCGUCUGUCAGAACGCCGUUCUAUCGCCUUGUAGGCAUCCGCUCGGUGGCUCUGGGUGGCGGGAG
This is a messenger RNA of Fomitopsis serialis, 2117 nucleotides long. RefSeq names its product MFS general substrate transporter. Gene Ontology annotation, biological process: transmembrane transport. Gene Ontology annotation, cellular component: membrane. The coding region runs from base 238 to 1845 and encodes 535 amino acids. The transcript has 11 exons. The record is from RefSeq and is a predicted model, not a curated record. Gene Ontology annotation, molecular function: transmembrane transporter activity. Lineage: Eukaryota; Fungi; Basidiomycota; Agaricomycetes; Polyporales; Fomitopsidaceae.